This is a messenger RNA of Podarcis muralis (Common wall lizard), 9003 nucleotides long. Lineage: Eukaryota; Metazoa; Chordata; Lepidosauria; Squamata; Lacertidae. The record is from RefSeq and is a predicted model, not a curated record.
CUGAGGCGGGACCCUGGAGGGGAAGGGCACAAAGCUGCUGUCUUCAGGGCCUCUGAGCCGAGAAUCACAGAGAACUCUGCACAUGCCCUGGACCACCCGGAUUGUGGGAGGGAAGGAGGACAGCCAGCCAGCCAGGGGGCUGUGCUCAGCUUGCGAAGGGUUAAAUGGAACAGAGCCGGAGUCCUAGAGAGGACAGGAAGUGGAGAGGCGGGGCGGGUCCUCCAGAGCCGAAUCCCCUCCCUCCGUGCCCAGUCCCGUCUUCUGUCUCUUGUCUCCUCCCCGCGCUGCCUCGGUUUCCCUCCUGGGAAGAAUCGGGACCCUGCAGCUUGUGGUGGCUUCUCAACUCCUCAGGAAGGAUGAAAGAGACUGAACCUGUAAACCUAGCGAGGAUGGAAGGGGGAAGAUGGACAGUUGACCUGGUCAGGUUGUCUCCUGCAUCCCUCCUCACAGCCUCUGAGCAUUUCCUCCCAGGGACCUCCAAGAGAUCUGAUGGUGAUCAAUUGGAAGGGAAGAACAAGGGGGACCACAACAGUAUCCACAUUGUGGAGAAGUCAACUAAAUAUUCAGGGUGUGGAGAGAACAUCCAUCAGAGCUCCCAGUCCACCUCCCAUCAAAGAAAGAGCUUCAUUUGGAGGGAUAGCCUUAAUUCACACAAAAGAACUCACAGUGGAGAGAAAUUGUAUCAGUGCUUGGAAUGUGGAAAGAGCUUCACUCGGAAGGAUAGUCUCACUUCACAUCACAGAAUUCAUACAGGGGAGAAACCCUAUCCGUGCUUGGAAUGUGGAAAGAGCUUCAGUCAACGUUCCCAUCUAACUUCCCAUCGAAAAGUUCAUACGGGGGAGAAACCCUAUCAGUGCUUCGAAUGUGGAAAGAGCUUCCAGAAUGGGGCCGGGCUCACUUUCCAUCAAAGAAUUCAUACAGGGGAGAAACCACAUCAGUGCUUGGAAUGUGGAAAAAGCUUCAGCCAGGCGAUCCAUCUCACUACCCAUCAAAGAAUUCAUACAGGGGAGAAACCCUAUCAGUGCUUAGAAUGCGGAAAGAGCUUCACUCAAAGUUCCAAUCUAACUUCCCAUCAAAGAGUCCAUACAGGGGAGAAAGGCUAUCAGUGCUUGAAAUGUGGGAAGAGCUUCAGUACCAGACAGAGUCUCACUUCCCAUAACAGAAUUCAUACAGGGGAGAAACCCUAUCAGUGCUUAGAAUGUGGAAAGAGCUUCAGUCACAGACAAAAUCUCACUUCCCAUAACAGAAUUCAUAAAGGGGAGAAACCAUAUAAGUGUUUGGAAUGUGGAAAGAGCUUCCGGGAGGGGUACAAGCUCACUUCCCAUCAAAGAAUUCAUACAACGGAGAAACCUUAUCAGCGUUUGGAGUGUGGGAAUAGCUUCAGGCACAGGCAGGGUCUCACUUUGCAUCAACCAAAUCAUACCAGGGAAAACCCCCAUAAAUGCUUGAAAUGUGGAAAGAGCUUCAGUCGGAAGAGCACUCUCACUAGACAUCAAAGAAUUCAUACAGGGGAGAAACCAUAUCCAUGCCUGGAAUGUGGAAAGAGCUUCCGGGAGAGGACCAACCUCACAUACCAUCAAAGAGUCCAUACAGGGGAGAAACCCUAUCAGUGCUUGGAAUGUGGAAAGAGCUUCCGGGAGAGGACCAAGCUCACAAAGCAUAAAAGAGUCCAUACAGGGGAGAAACCCUACCAGUGCUUAGAAUGUGGAAAGAGCUUCAGUGAGAGGGUGCAGCUCACUUCCCAUCACAGAAUUCAUACAGGGGAGAAACCAUAUCCAUGCCUGGAAUGUGGAAAGAGCUUCCGUUACAGGAAGAGUCUUACUUUGCAUCAAAAAGUUCAUACAGGGGAGAAACCCUAUCAGUGCUUCAAAUGUGGAAAGAGCUUUCGUCACAGUUCCGGGCUCACUACCCAUCAAAGAAUUCAUACAGGGGAGAAACCCUAUCAGUGCUUAGAAUGCGGAAAGAGCUUCAGGGAGGGGACCAACCUCACAUCCCAUCAAAGAGUCCAUACAGGGGAGAAACCCUAUCGGUGCUUAGAAUGUGGAAAGAGCUUCAGUCACAGACAGAGUCUCACUUCCCAUAACAGAAUUCAUACAGGGGAGAAACCCUAUCAGUGCUUAGAAUGCGGAAAGAGUUUCAGUCAAAGUUCCCGUCUAACUUCUCAUCAAAGAGUCCAUACAGGGGAGAAACCCUAUCAGUGCUUAGAAUGUGGAAAGAGCUUUCGUCAGAGAGGUGACCUCACUUUACAUCAAAGAGUCCAUACAGGGGAGAAACCCUAUCAGUGCUUGGAAUGUGGAAAGAGCUUCCGGGAGAGGACCAAGCUCACAAAGCAUAAAAGAGUUCAUACAGGGGAGAAACCCUACCAGUGCUUAGAAUGUGGAAAGAGCUUCAGUGAGAGGGUGCAGCUCACUUCCCAUCACAGAAUUCAUACAGGGGAGAAACCAUAUCCAUGCCUGGAAUGUGGAAAGAGCUUCCGUUACAGGCAGAGUCUUACUUCGCAUCGAAAAGUUCAUACGGGGGAGAAACCCUAUCAGUGCUUCGAAUGUGGAAAGAGCUUUCGUCUGAGUAGUAGUCUCACUUCCCAUCAAAGAAUUCAUACAGGGGAGAAACCACAUCAGUGUUUGGAAUGUGGGAAAAGCUUCAGCCGGGUGAUCCAUCUCACUACCCAUCAAAGAAUUCAUACAGGGGAUAAACCCUUUGAAUGCCAUGAGUGUGGAAAGAGCUUUAGUCACCGUUCCACUCUCACUUCCCAUCAAAGAAUUCAUACAGGGGAUAAACCCUUUCAAUGCCAUAAGUGUGGAAAGAGCUUUCGUCAAUGUUCCACUCUCACUUUCCAUCAAAGAAUUCAUACAGGGGAGAAACCUUUUCAAUGCCAUAAGUGUGGAAAGAGCUUUCGUCACCGUUACACUCUCACUUUCCAUCAAAGAAUUCAUAAAGGGGAGAAACCAUAUCAGUGUUUGGAAUGUGGAAAGCGCUUCCGGGAGCGAGCCAAGCUCACUUCCCAUCAAAGAAUUCAUACAGGGGAGAAACCCUUUCAAUGCCAUGAGUGUGGAAAGAGCUUUCGUCAUAGUUCCAAUCUCAUUUUACAUCAAAGAAUUCAUAAAGGGGAGAAACCAUAUAAGUGUUUGGAAUGUGGAAAGAGCUUCUGGGAGGGGGCCAAGCUCACUUCCCAUCAAAGAAUUCACACAGGGGAGAAACCCUUUCAAUGCCAUGAGUGUGGAAAGAGCUUUAGUCACAGUUCCUAUCUCAUGACCCAUCAAAGAACUCAUACAGGGGAGAAACCCUUUCAAUGCCUUGAGUGUGGAAGGAGCUUUCGUCACAGUUCCAGUCUCACUUCCCAUCAAGGAAUUCAUAAAGGGGAGAAACCCUAUCAGUGCUUAGAAUGCGGAAAGAGCUUUAAUCGGAAGGAUGGUCUCAGUAUCCAUCAAAGAAUUCAUACAGGGGAGAAACCUUUUCAAUGCCUUGAGUGUGGAAAGAGCUUUCGUCACAGUUCCGGUCUCACUUCCCAUCAAAGAAUUCAUACAGGGAAGAAACCCUAUCAAUGCUUAGAAUGCGGAAAGAGCUUCAGUCAAAGUUCCAAUCUAACUAGCCAUCAUAGAGUUCAUACAGGCGAGAAAUCCUAUCAGUGCUUGAAAUGUGGGAAGAGCUUCAGUCACAGAGAGAUUCUCACUUGCCAUCAAAGAAUUCAUACAGGGGAGAAACCCUAUCAGUGCUUGGAAUGUGGAAAGCGCUUUAGUCAAAGUGCACAUCUCACUUCCCAUCAAAUAAUUCAUACAGGGAAGAAACCCUAUGAGUGCUUAAAGUGUGGAAAGAGCUUUUGUCGGAAGGAUGGUCUCACUUCCCAUAACAGAAUUCAUACAGGGGAGAAACCCCAUCAGUGCUUGGAAUGUGGAAAGAGCUUUCGUCAGAGAGGUAAUCUCACUUCCCAUCAAAGAGUCCAUACAGGCGAGAAACCAUAUCAGUGCUUGGAAUGUGGAAAGAGCUUUCGUCAGAGAGGUGAUCUCACUUCCCAUCAAAGAAUCCAUACAGGCGAGAAACCAUAUCCAUGCCUGGAAUGUGGAAAGAGCUUCGGGUAUAUGCAGUGUCUUAGUUUGCAUCAAAAACUUCAUACGGGGGAGAAACCAUAUCAGUGCUUUGAAUGUGGAAAGAGCUUCAGCCAGGUGGCCCAUCUCACUUCCCAUCAAAGAAUUCAUACAGGAGAGAAACCAUAUCAAUGCUUAAAAUGUGGGAAGAGCUUCAGUCUCAGGCACAAUCUCACUUUGCACCAAAGAAUUCAUACAGGAGAGAAACCAUAUCAAUGCUUAAAAUGUGGGAAGAGCUUCAGUAUCAGGCACAAUCUCACUUUGCACGAAAGAAUUCAUACAGGAAGGAAACCCUAUCAGUGCUUGGAAUGUGGAAAGAGCUUUCGUCACAGUUCCACUCUCACUUUCCAUCAAAGAAUUCAUACAGGGGAGAAACCCUUUCAAUGCCUUGAGUGUGGAAAGAGCUUUCGUCACAGUUCCAGUUUCACUUCCCAUCAAAGAAUUCAUACAGAGAAGAAACCCUAUCAAUGCUUAGAAUGCGGAAAGAGCUUUCGUCACAGUUCCACUCUCACUUUCCAUCAAAGAAUUCACCCAGGGGAGAAGCCCUAUCAGUGCUUGGAAUGUGGAAAGAGCUUUCGUCAAAGUGCACAUCUCACUUCCCAUCAAAGAGUCCAUACAGGGGAGAAACCAUAUCAGUGCUUGGAAUGUGGAAAGCGCUUUAAAUGGGAGGAUGGUCUCACUUCCCAUCACAGAAUUCAUACAGGGGAGAAACCCUAUCUGUGCUUGGAAUGCGGAAAGAACUUCAGUCAGAGGGUGAAACUCACUUCCCAUCAAAGAAUUCAUACAGGGGAGAAACCCCAUCAGUGUUUGGAAUGUGGAAAGAGCUUCAGACAGGCGAUCCAUCUCACUACCCAUCAAAGAAUUCAUACAGGGGAGAAACCGUUUCAAUGCCAGGAGUGUGGAAAGAGCUUCAGCCAGGGGAUACAUCUAACUUCCCAUCAAAGAAUUCAUACAGGUCAGAAACCAUACCAGUGCUGUGAAUGUGGGAAAAACUUCAGUCAAAGCAGCCAUCUCAAGACCCAUCAAAGAAUUCACACAGGGGUGAAACGCUAUCAGUGCUUGGAAUGUGGGAAGAGCUUCAGUCUCAGGCAGAGUCUCACUUCCCAUCAAAGAAUUCAUACAGGGGACAAACCUUUUCAAUGCCAUGAGUGUGGAAAGAGCUUUCGUCACAGUUGCAGUCUCACUUCCCAUCAAAGAAUUCAUACAGGGGAGAAACCCUAUAAGUGCUUGGAAUGUGGAAAGAGCUUCAAUCGGAAUGAUAGUCUCACUUCCCAUCAAAGAAUUCAUACAAAGGAAAAACCCUAUCAAUGCUUGAAAUGUGGAAAGAGCUUCAAUCGAAAGCAUCAUCUCACUUUGCAUCAAAGAAUUCAUACAGGGGAGAAACCAUAUCCAUGCCUGGAAUGUGGAAAGAGCUUCCGUUACAGGAAGAGUCUUACUUUGCAUCAAAAAGUUCAUACAGGGGAGAAACCCUAUCAGUGCUUAGAAUGUGGAAAGAGCUUUCGUCACAGUUCCAAUCUAACUAGCCAUCAUAGAGUUCAUACAGGCGAGAAAUCCUAUCAGUGCUUGAAAUGUGGGAAGAGCUUCAGUCAGAGACAGAGUCUCAAUUCCCAUAACAGAAUUCAUACAGGGGAGAAACCCUAUCCAUGCUUGGAAUGCGGAAAGAGCUUCAGUCAAAGUUCUCAUCUAACUUCCCAUCAAAGAGUCCAUACAGGGGAGAAACACUACCAGUGCUUAGAAUGUGGAAAGAGCUUUCGUCACAGUUCCAGUCUCACUUCCCAUCAAGGAAUUCAUACAGGGGAGAAACCCUAUCAGUGCUUAGAAUGCGGAAAGACCUUCAGUCAAAGUUCCAAUCUAACUAUGCACCAUAGAGUUCAUACACAGGAGAAAUCCUAUCAGUGCUUGAAAUGUGGGAAGAGCUUCAGUCACAGACAGAGUCUCACCUCCCAUAACAGAAUUCAUACAGGGGAGAAACCCUAUCCGUGCUUGGAAUGCGGAAAGAGCUUUCGUCAGAGAGGUGACCUCACUUUACAUCAAAGAGUACAUACAGGGGAGAAACCCUAUCAGUGCUUAGAAUGUGGAAAGAGCUUUCGUCAGAGAGGUGACCUCACUUUACAUCAAAGAGUCCAUACAGGGGAGAAACCCUAUCAGUGCUUGGAAUGUGGAAAGAGCUUCCGGGAGAGGACCAACCUCACAAAGCAUAAAAGAGUCCAUACAGGGGAGAAACCCUAUCAGUGCUUGGAAUGUGGAAAGAGCUUCAGUGAGAGGGUGCAGCUCACUUCCCAUCACAGAAUUCAUACAGGGGAGAAACCAUAUCCAUGCCUGGAAUGUGGAAAGAGCUUCCGUUACAGACAGAGUCUUGCUUCGCAUCAAAAGGUUCAUACGGGGGAGAAACCCUAUCAGUGCUUUGAAUGUGGAAAGAGCUUCCGGGAGGGGGCCAAGCUCACUUCCCAUCAAAAAAUUCAUACAGGGGAGAAAACAUAUCAGUGUUUGGAAUGUGGAAAGAGCUUCAGCCAGGGGAUCCAUCUCACUACCCAUCAAAGAAUUCAUACAGGGGAUAAACCUUUUCAAUGCCAUGAGUGUGGAAAGAGCUUUCGUCACAGUUCCACUCUCACUUUUCAUCAAAGAAUUCAUACAGGGGAGAAACCUUUUCAAUGCCAUGAGUGUGGAAAGAGCUUUGGUCACAGUUCCUAUCUCAUGACCCAUCAAAGAACUCAUACAGGGGAGAAACCAUAUCAAUGCUUGAAAUGUGGGAAGAGCUUCAGUCACAGACAGAGUCUCACUUCCCAUCAAAGAAUUCAUACAGAGGGGAAACCAAUAAGGAAAAAUAAUAACACAAACAUUAUUGAACAACCCUUACAAAACACAUUUGUAUAGAAAAGAGAAAGGGCGGGGGAUAAUAACUAAAAAUACCCUUUAUCACAUUUGUAUCAUAUAUAUCAUAUCAUUUGUCAACACAUAGAAAGGCAGGCUCCCCCAGCUCUCCCCUGGGUGCCCCCCCUUCUCCCCAUCUCCCACCCUGAGUGAUCGUUCCUCUAUAGCAGUAAUUAUUCAGAAUAUGCACUCCAGGAUAAACCCAGCUGUAUUUAGUAUCCAGUAUUUAUUUCUACCAGUCCUUGGUGAAUCUCUGGUCUCUUUGAUUCCUGAUUCUCCCUGUUAGCCUGUUCAUUUCUGCGUAUUCCAUCAAUUUCAUUCUCCAUUCUUCUCUCGUGAGCAUUUCUUCCUGUUUCCACUUCUGCGCCAGCAAAAUUCUGGCUGCUGUAACUGCAUACAAAACUAAUUUCACAUCUUUUUUACUAAUUUCAUUACCCAAUAAUCCCAAUAGAAAAGCUUCUGGUUUUUUAACAAAUGUAUAUUUCAACAUUUUCUUUAACUCAUUAUAAAUCAUCUCCCAGAAACUUUUCACCUUCUUACAUUCCCACCACAUAUGGUAAAAUAUUCCUACUGUCUCCUGACAUUUCCAACAUUUAUUACAAACUUUAUACAUUUUACCCAAUUUUACAGGUGUUAUAUACCAUCUGUAUAACAUCUUCAUAACAUUUUCCUUAAUCGUAGUACAUGCUGUAAUUUUUAAACCAUCCUUCCAAAGCUGUAUUUAGUAUCCAGACUUGUUCCUCCCCUUCAGCAAGAUGGCACUUUCCCUACAUUCCACCCCCCCAGCCCAGCCUUCAAAUUUUAACCACUCAGACAGUGCAAUAUGACUCUUAUAAUGAUCAUCUAAUAAUACAAAUUAGUAUUUCUCCAGUUUUUAGGUCCAGUUUCUAUAAAGCCUUAUUAAAACUGUUCCAACAAGUCUCAGUCAAGUCACAGUCCAAAAUUAUUGUCUCUUUCAAUGUUCAUCCAAUCCUGCUUCCUCUUCUUUUACUAAUCUUCUUUCCUAAUCCACUGGGGGUGGGGAAGAAUGCAUAUUAAAUCCCUUUCCUCAUACGAGAUCAUAGCUUGUGUUAUGAACAGUUUCAGGAGUUGCACUGCAUCCCCUUUUGCUGGAUGUACAUUUUUCUCUGCCAAUAAUUCCCACACCAGCUCAUCCCAACGCAGCCUUGUCUUUCCAUGGAGCUCUUUCUCUCUCCUCCUGUUCUUCCUUCACCUGCUCAACAGAACCUUCUGCCACUCCCAGCGACUCCUUUCCAACGACUCCCAGCUUAUGACCCACACAUUCACCUCAGUCUCUCUUUCUGGGACCCGUCUUGGUCUUCAAUGUAAAGGCGCUCCAUGUCUGGAUGGGGAGCAGAGCUGCAGAAGCUUGUUUGGAGUGGAUGCUUGGAGUGGAUGCAUCUGGUUCUCCAUAAAUCAGGCAGAGGCAAAUUUCAUUGGCAAAAGAAGAACUUUCUACUAAAGGUUUUUCAGCUUCGUUACAGAAAAAAGCUACAGGAGACUUCGCAGAUGUGAAAGUUAGAAAAUGAAAGUAAGAAAGAGAAACUAGCCCACUGAGCUCACAGAUUUAUCUUUCUGGCUCUGUGUGACCUUGAGAUAACAAAACGCAAAUCAUAAUAAAUCCAGCUGCCUCAGCAGAAAAGAACAAAACCUUCUGGAAGGAACCAGUGUUUUCCAGUAUUUUCCGGUUUCUCCUCUCAGGAUUUUAGCCAUGACAUUUUGUCCCACUGCCAGAAAAGCAUCUUUAGCUCCCUAGUUUCUGUGGCAACAAUUUGACUCAAGUUUCCAUCACAGAAUCGUAGAAUGGGAGAGUCGGAAGUGUGGGGAUGUUUAGGGAGGCAGGAGAAGGAUAUAUUGUUUACUAAUAUCCUUCCUAACUUGCAUUAGCCAGUUCUAUAACUUAGCAGAGUUCCAAACAUUCCCCUUUUUAAAUUUGCACGGUGGUUAGCUUGUUGCAGGCUUGCUUAAGCCUCUUUAAAUAUAGGAUUCCUGGUAAGAUCCCUUCUACUCCCUCAUAAAAAGACACAACACAAUCUUGCUAAAGUCAAUA